This is a messenger RNA of Dalotia coriaria, 1245 nucleotides long. It is a transcript of the gene Der-2, whose product is annotated as Derlin 2. Gene Ontology annotation, biological process: endoplasmic reticulum unfolded protein response. Gene Ontology annotation, molecular function: misfolded protein binding; ubiquitin-specific protease binding. Gene Ontology annotation, cellular component: Hrd1p ubiquitin ligase ERAD-L complex; endoplasmic reticulum membrane. NCBI's taxonomy places the organism in Eukaryota, Metazoa, Arthropoda, Insecta, Coleoptera, Staphylinidae. The record is from RefSeq and is a predicted model, not a curated record.
GACGCAUUCGAUUGGGUCGCACGCAUCAGCGGCAGUCGCGCUGACAACAUUGAUGUACGUGGUGCAACGCCAGUGUAUCGUUCAGGGCCUCCGAGCCGUCGUCCACGUCUAGGUAUUACUCGGUGUGAUCGCGUAAUUAUCCGUGACGAUGGCGUAUCAGUCAUUUAUUGGGGAGUACAUGAAUAUACUGGUCACCAGGGUGUACACAACAGCCUGCGUCAUCACGACGAUGAUGGUCCAACUGGACUUGGUUACACCAUUCCAACUGUAUUUUAAUCCGAUAUUGAUAUUCAAGAAUUACCAAGUCACACGUCUGGUGACGACAUUCCUGUUUUCGGCACGUUUGCUUCAAUUUUUCUUCAACAUGAUAUUCACAUAUCGAUAUUGUCGUAUGCUGGAGGAGGGUUCCUUUCGUGAGCGAACUGCUGAUUUUGUGAUGAUGUUUCUAUUUGGUGGUGUUUGUAUGAUUGUAUUUUGCAUUUUUGUAAAUUUAUUGUUUCUUGGUCAAGCAUUCACCAUAAUGUUGGUGUAUGUUUGGUCUAGGAGGAAUCCACUUGUUAGGCUCAUUUUUGGAUUAAUUAAUUUCUUUGCGCCUUAUCUACCGUGGGUGUUGUUAGCGUUUUCGUUACUAUUGGGAAAUCCAGUGUAUGUAGACUUGAUGGGAAUCGCUGUUGGACACAUUUACUACUUUUUGGAGGAUGUGUUUCCGGACCAAGUCGGAGGAUUCAAAAUUUAAACUCCUCAAAUAUUGAAAAACCUAUUGGACCCUCGCCCGAUUGAUCCAGAUUAUCUGCCUCUUCCAGAGGACCGACCUGGAAAUUACGAGUGGGGAUUUAACCAUCCCGCAAACGCACCGCCGCGCAAUGACAACCACGAGGAUUAGCAAGGCUGUGGCUUUAACCCGCGGAUGUUUUCAUACCAUAAACAACAACAUUUUAUGACGGUCCAGUCGACUAUUAUGCCCUUCAAACGGUCAUGAAACCAACUCUUUACAUUGGGAAAGCUGGUGCGCGCAACGACAAAACAAUAACAAUUAUUAUCGCGACGAUUAUUAAUCGCGGCCAACUACUAAGUCUAAUUUAUAUUGGUGUGUGUGGGUAGGUCGCCAUAGCAGGUGCGAUCGAAAUGAACAUUAUUGCUUGGUAUCCACACUGGAUUUUCAAGUCCUUGUCUUGUGAAUACUGAUAUUAAUGGAUUUAUGACAUUUAGAUUAAUAAUCUGGAAAUACAUGUUUAUUUUAAGGUU